Messenger RNA from Ctenocephalides felis (cat flea), 518 nucleotides. RefSeq lists its product as uncharacterized. NCBI's taxonomy places the organism in Eukaryota, Metazoa, Arthropoda, Insecta, Siphonaptera, Pulicidae. Bases 126 to 455 code for a protein of 109 amino acids. The record is from RefSeq and is a predicted model, not a curated record. The transcript is spliced from 4 exons.
CUGUAAUAUCUCAGUGUGUUUAGUUGAGAGGUGGUUGUUAAAUAUUUUAUGAGCCUUUGUGACAUCUUAGUAGUAUUGUGAGUGUGUGUUGUGCCACAGAAGAAGAUGCAGGUGCAGCUAAAGGUAUGAACUAUGUAACCAGGUGCAGGAGCAAAUUUGAUCCAAAUUGGCAAGUCGUUCCAAAUGUCAGUAUUAUCAGUUCAGUUUCGAGAAAACUACAUCUGAUAGCGCUCUUCAAGAUGAAAUCCUUCGUAGCAUUCUGCAUUUUCGUUAUCUUCGCAAUUGCUUUGGUGCAAGGUGCUCCUAAACAACUUUUGGACGUCGAUGUUGGCCUUGGCAAUGUUUACGGGUACCCAGAGGCUCGCUCCGCUUAUGGUUAUGGUUACUACCCCUAUGCUUACCCAUCUGUAGUCUAUCCAGCUUACAGUGGCUUGUCUGCCUAUGUUAGCCUUUAAACAAUUAUCGAAAAUGUUUUGAAUUUGGUUCUUCUUGUUGCAAUAAAAAAGCUAUAAAAAAAA